CAGGCUAUUCAUCUUUUCUGCAGAAUUCCAUAGCUAAAUUUGAAGUGUGAAGCUUUAAGAUAUUUGGAAUGACACUAGUUCACGUUCUUUUAGUCUUUCCAUAUUUGAAGCAUGCUGUCAGGCAUAAGCUACAGAAGGUGCUUGCUUUCGUGUGCUUGUGGCUGUGGUGGAGUACUUAUAUUCAUGUUGAGGCAGCAAACGACAGUUUAAAGCCUGGUGAUACGAUGAAUUACACAGAUACAGCAACACUAUGUUCAAAAUUGGGCAAGUAUUGUCUAACUUUUACUUCGGUUUCUAGUGGUGACAACAAUUACUUGGUUAUCUUCAAUAGAAAUAAGAAUAUUGAAGUAUGGAUGAGUGAUGGAAACCAACCCGUUGACAGGGAUUCUGCAGUUCUGUCACUUAACCGUUCAGGGGUGCUGAGAAUUGAAUCUCAAGGUGGGAACCCAAUAAUCUUGUAUUCUCCACCUCAACCUAUCAACAACACUAAGGCCACCUUGUUGGACACAGGAAACUUUGUGCUUCAACAACUUCACCCCAAUGGGACUAACACUCUCUUGUGGCAGAGUUUUGAUGAUCCCACAGACACUAUGAUCCCCACCAAAAAGUUAGGUGUUAAUCACAAAACAGGCCAUCAUUGGUUACUGGUUUCGUGGUUCACCAAAACACUUGCCCCUCCCGGUGCCUUUAGCCUUGAAUGGGAGCCAGGGGAACAAGAAUUGAUCAUAAGGAGACGGGGAAAAGUCUGUUGGCGAAGUGGGAAACUGAGAAACAAUAAAUUUGAGCACAUUUCAGAGAAAGCACAGCGGGGUUUGAAGUACACCAUUGUGUCUAAUGGGGAUGAAAAUUCUCUCUCUUUCACAACUACAAAUGAAGAGCACGAUAUAUGGUGGGUGAUAUCAGAGAUUGGGGAGAUAUAUGAUGAUGAAGGAUAUAUUGGAGGUGCUGAUUUGUGCUAUGGAUAUAACUACACUGAUGGAGGGUGCCAAAGGUGGCAGGAUAUACCCAAGUGUAGGAAUCCUGGUGACGUGUUUCAGAAAAAUAUUGGUGACUUCAGUUAUAGCAAUGUAAGCUUUGAGGAAAAUCCAAGUUACGGUCACAGUGAUUGUGAGGCCAGUUGCUGGAGCGACUGUACUUGUAGUGGUUUCAAGGAAUUUUAUCAAAAUGGAACUGGAUGUGUGUUCUUUCAUUGGAUUUCAUCGGAAAAUUAUACUUCUCACAGUACUGGUGACACCUUUUACGUGCUGGUGAACACCUUAACUCAUCAUAAGGGUACAAAAAAGUGGAGAUGGAUAGCUGCAGUAGCAGCAACUGCUCUACUUGCGAUUUGUCUAAUCACUAUUUGCCUAUUCUUAAAGAAACGGAAAUAUGUGUUUCAAGAGGAGAAAAGUCAAAGGAUGGUGAUGAAGUUGGUACAUUUGGCAACUUGUAGUGCGUCAUCUGCAAUGGAAGAUUUUGAAGAUGAUUUAAAAAAGGGACAUGGCCUAACAGUGUUUAGUUAUACAUCAGUUAAGGAAGCAACAAAUGGAUUUUCAUCCGAGAAUAAGUUGGGACAAGGAGGCUUUGGACCCGUUUAUAAGGGAAUUCUUUCGACAGGGCAAGAGAUUGCUGUAAAAAGACUUUCAAAAACUUCUGGACAAGGAAUUGUUGAGUUUAAGAAUGAACUGACACUAAUAUGUGAACUUCAGCAUAUGAAUCUUGUACAACUACUUGGUUGUUGCAUUCAUGAAGAAGAGAGGAUUCUAAUUUACGAGUAUAUGCCAAAUCAAAGUUUGGAUUUCUAUCUAUUUGAUUGUAGAAGAGGAAAAUUACUAGAUUGGAAGAAGCGCUUCAAAAUAAUAGAAGGAAUUUCUCAAGGAUUACUUUAUCUUCAUAAGUACUCAAGACUCAAAGUCAUUCACAGGGACAUGAAAGCUAGCAACAUUCUUUUAGAUGAAAACAUGAAUCCAAAAAUUUCAGAUUUUGGGAUGGCCAGAAUAUUCACACAACAAGAAUCAGCCUCAAAUACCAACAGAAUUGUUGGCACACAUGGUUACAUGUCUCCGGAAUAUAUGAUGGAAGGAGCUUUCUCCACAAAGUCUGAUGUUUAUAGUUUUGGAGUUAUGUUACUUGAAAUUGUUAGUGGAAGAAGAAACCUUGGUUGCUAUGAUGUUGAUCGACCAUUAAAUCUAAUAGGAUAUACGUGGGAGUUAUGGAAAGAUGGUGCAUGUUCAGAGUUAGUGGAUCCAUCAAUAAAGGAGUCGAUUGAUGCUGAUGAAGUACAAAGAUGCAUUCAUAUUGGUCUGUUGUGUGUAGAACAUUAUGCAGAUGAUCGACCCACCAUGUCUGAUGUUGUAUCAAUGUUGACAAACAAAAGUGCAAUAGUUUCCUUACCUCAAACACCAGCAUUCUACGUUGGAAGAAGGAUCCUUCAUGAUAAUUUAUCUUCAAAAGGGUCUUGGAUAGAUUCUGCUGGAGAAAUUACAGCCUCUACAAUCGAGAUGACUGAUUCCUAAGAAAUACAAUCAAGAAUUUCAAAGCGGACGUUGAGGCUUGAAAUAAUAUUUAGGAUGUCUUUCAACUUUUGUGAGUUUGUGUUACGGAAUUAACAAAUGUAUCAAAUCGUACAUGUAAUACAGUGGA
Messenger RNA from Vigna unguiculata (cowpea), 2622 nucleotides. Its product is annotated as G-type lectin S-receptor-like serine/threonine-protein kinase At1g67520. Lineage: Eukaryota; Viridiplantae; Streptophyta; Magnoliopsida; Fabales; Fabaceae. The record is from RefSeq and is a predicted model, not a curated record. Gene Ontology annotation, molecular function: ATP binding; protein serine/threonine kinase activity. Gene Ontology annotation, biological process: protein phosphorylation. Gene Ontology annotation, cellular component: plasma membrane.